Molecule: messenger RNA, 2517 nt
Organism: Labrus bergylta (ballan wrasse)
Lineage: Eukaryota; Metazoa; Chordata; Actinopteri; Labriformes; Labridae
Source: RefSeq, a predicted model, not a curated record
CAAGGGAAGGAAAAGACAACAGAAAACAGAAUAAACAAAUGACCAAAAACAGGAAAAAUAAACAAAACAAGAAUCAGUCAUGACAAUCUCAGCAGGUUCUUUGUAGAGGUGUAGCAAUCGUAUUCUUCCUCCUCCUUCUUCUCUGGCUCAUUUCCUCUCUGUCUUUUUUCUCCCUAAAACAGUUUUCCUCUACAGAAAGUGUUUUCACUCUUCCAGACCGUCAACGGUAAAUAAUAAGCUCCAGACAGGGUCAAAUUCCAUUUCUGAUUACACACCACGCUUCGGUUCAUGUGAACCUCGAGGCUGUUUCACAUUCAGUAACCAGUACAGGACUCAAAACAGCUGAUCAGAGACGUCCCUCUCUCAGAUGAGUCCUGAGCGAUGGUUGGACGUGUUGCUGUGAUCGGAGCAGGAAGUUCCGGCCUGGUGUGUGUAAAGGUGUGUGUUGAUGAAGGUCUGCAACCCGUCUGCUUUGAACGCAGCGAUGACAUUGGUGGCCUGUGGAGGUUUAAGGAGUCCCCUGAGCUGGAGCGAGCCAGCAUCUAUCACUCCCUGGUGGUCAACACGUCCAAAGAGAUGAUGUGUUUCAGUGAUUAUCCCAUGCCUGCUGACUAUCCAAACUACAUGCACAACUCUCAGCUGCUCCAGUACUACAGACUGUACGCAGAGUACUUCGACCUGCUCAGACACGUCCACUUCAAGACAACAGUGAAGAGCGUCUCACAGAGAGCAGAUUCCUCUAAGUCAGGUCAGUGGGACAUAGUGACCGUUAACAGGGACGGAGAGGAGGAGAGACACGUGUUUGAUGCAGUCCUGGUGUGUUCAGGUCACUACACACAUCCAUCUUUACCUCUGAAAGACUUUCCAGGACAUGAGAAGUUUUCUGGUCGUUGUUUACACAGCUGGGAAUUUAAAGAUGCUGAUGCCUGCAGAGGAAAGAGGGUGGUGGUGGUUGGAAUCGGAAACUCUGGAGGGGACAUCGCAGUAGAGAUCAGCAGAUCUGCAGAGAAGACGUUCCUGAGCACUCGGCAGGGCGCCUGGGUUAUCGGCAGGAUGUCCAGUGCCGGUCUUCCUCUUGACAUGACCGCCAUCACCCGGCUGAAUAACACCCUCAUGCGGCUUCUCCCAAAGACUCUGAUUAACUGGGCUGCAGAGAGAUCGCUGAACCAGAGAUAUGACCACAGAGUGUACGGCUUGCAGCCCAGACACAGACCUUUAGACAGACGGCCUCUGAUCAAUGAUGAUCUUCCUGGUCGGAUUCUUCAGGGAGCACUCGUGAUGAAACCAAACCUGAGGAAGUUCACAGAGUCUGGAGUGGUGUUUGAAGACGGGUCUGUGGAGGAGAACAUUGACUCAGUGGUCUUCUGUACGGGGUAUAAAGGAACAUUUCCGUUCCUGCCUGCCAGUCUGACUGAGAGCAGUCACAGAGAGUUCACACUGUACAAACGAGUGUUUCCUCCGUCUCUGUCUCCGCCCACGCUGGCCGUCAUGGGUCUUUUCCAGACUAAAGGACCUAUCAUGCCUAUUGUUGAGAUGCAGGCCAGGUGGGCAGUGAAGGUCUUUACAGGUAUGAGUCGUCUCCCUCCUGAGAAGAAAAUGCUGAACGUCAUCAAGUCUGAGAGAAAGAUGAACAUUAAGAGCUAUCCAUGCCCCCGUCAGGCUGCUCUGCAGGUGGAUUACAUCUCCUACCUUGACUUCAUGGCUGAGCAGGUGGGCGUUCGACCAAACCUCCUGGUUCUUCUGCUGACGGAUCCUGUGCUCUGGAUGAAGGUCUUCUGUGGUCCGCUCACUCCUUAUCAGUACCGUCUGAACGGGUCUGGACGCUGGACCGGAGCCCGUCAGGCCAUCCUGACUCAGUGGGAACGAGUUCUUCAGCCUUUCAGGACCAGAUCAGUACCAGAGCUAGACAGCAGACCUUCGCUCAGCCCUCCCUGGAUGCUUGUAUUUGGAGGAUCUUUGGUCGCCGCUCUUGUUUUGUCCCUUCAGGGCCCAUAUCAGAUCCUGGACUGUUGUUUAUUUGGGGGCUUUCUGUGUCUCUAUUUAGAGACAGGACAGUAGAUUGUCAUGGCUCUCUCACUCUGGCUCCCUCCUGAUUGAGGUUCAUUGCUUUCACCUGCUCUCACCGGCACACCAGCUCUCCAUCUCCUCAUCAACUCAGCAGUAUAUAUACCUCGGCUCUCCAUCCACUCAUCGCCAGAUUGUUGUAUCAACUACUGCGGUAGACUACGGCUCAGGCUAAAUUAAGAUUUUGAAAAAAACCUUUGAAAUUAAUCUUUUGUGCUUGUUUUGGGUUUUGAGUCUCAACCUGUUUUUCCUUUGCUUCAGGAUCACCAUUCACCCACCUGCCUUCCUGCUCAGCCAUCUGCCUCAACCUGCUCUCUGGACUCAAAACUGCUCAGCCACACUCACACCCCUACUCUGGUCUGGUCAGCCUUCGUCCCCUUCACUCUGCUAACCUCCAGAAUCUUCAACCCAUUUUCAUCUCUAUUUGCCACAAUAAACUUCAUUACCAAUCAA